UUUUAAAGACUAAGUCUAAAUGGUUGACUCGAUUGAAACUACAAGGGCAACGCCGUGCGGACAGGGAAUGAUUUCUCUGUUUGCGUAUCUUGAAAUACACAUGAAUCUAUUGAAAACUCACAUUUUCAUUAGGUUUUAUCUUCAUAUUAUUGUUACAUUGCAAAACAAUGCUCAAUGACUAAUAUCUAUCAUUUUACUAUUACAUGAGAAAUCGAUCGCGUGGAAGAAAGAAAAAACACCCCCAUAUUGAAAAUGAACCGUCUUGGGGGCUUGCCCUGAUAUUUCAUCAUCCAAAAUAUGCGAAGUUUUACGUGUACAAUACACAUGUAUGUAUGUACCUCCUCUUGUGUGACUGAAACAGCUGUGCCCAACUUUAAACGUGUGUCACCACCAAUUGAUAUUGGUGUGGCAAUAUUUGGUCAACUCGGUCAGAUCAGUAGACUUGGGAAAUCUGUCCUCUUUGCUCAACCUAUGAAUUACCAGUGAAGAAAAUAUCAAAGUAAAUAUGUCUACAGACGGAAAAAAGCGCUGUCAGCCAGAAUGGGAGAGACCGAACGGAACACAGACGGCUCAGCUUCAUCUCUUCAACAGUCUCACGCGACAGAAAGAACCGUUUGUUCCUCAAGAAAGCAAGCGUGUUUCAUGGUACAGCUGCGGUCCGACGGUCUACGAUGCAGCCCAUAUGGGACAUGCAAGAUCAUACAUAUCUUUUGACAUCUUACGACGAGUGAUGACCAAAUAUUUCAACUAUGAUGUGACAUAUGUCAUGAAUAUCACAGACGUGGAUGAUAAGAUCAUCAAGCGUGCCCGGACCAACUACCUCUAUGAUCAGUAUGUGAAUGAGACAAGCGAUGUUGAUCAAGUAAUAGCUGAUGUCAGACUUGCUCUGGAGCCAUACCAAGCCAAGAUGAACAAGGAAACCAAUGCUGAGAAGAAAGAUAUGCUGAUGAAGAUAAUCAACAAAGUGAGAGAUUCUCUUGCAAAGUGUGAGACGGCAAAGAGCGAAGAACUUAAACAGAUUCUAUUACAAGAUGCCAAGGACCCGUUAGCCGAGAUGCUCGAUGCCCAAAAAGGCCGAGAUAUUUCCGAUAAAUCCAUCUUCUCUGCCUUGCCCCAACAUUGGGAAGCCGAGUUCCACAACGAUAUGAAUGCCUUAAAUGUCUUGCCUGCUGAUGUCUUGACCAGAGUAAGUGAAUAUGUCCCAGAGGUCAUCGAUUAUGUCCAGAAAAUCAUUGAUAAUGGAUUUGGUUAUGAAUCCAACGGAUCCGUGUACUUCACCACAUCAAAGUUUGACAACGACGAGAAGCACCACUACGCCAAGCUGGUCCCCGAGGCCUACGGGGAUCAGGCUGCCUUGGCCGAGGGGGAAGGGGACCUCAGCAUCUCUCCAGAUCAGCUCCAAGAGAAGCAAUCCGCCAACGACUUUGCCCUCUGGAAGAACUCCAAGCCUGGUGAACCAGAGUGGGAGUCACCUUGGGGAAUGGGAAGACCUGGCUGGCAUAUAGAAUGUUCUGCUAUGGCUAGCAGUAUACUCGGAGAGUCAAUGGACAUCCACACGGGAGGGGCUGAUCUCAAAUUCCCUCACCAUGACAACGAACUCGCCCAGGCAGAGGCUCACUAUUGCAACGACAACUGGGUCAGGUACUUCCUUCACUCCGGCCACCUGACGAUCCAAGGAUGCAAGAUGUCUAAAUCACUCAAGAACUUCAUCACCAUCAAACAAGCCCUUGAGACGUACUCCUCCAGGCAAAUCAGGCUAGUCUUCCUGCUUCACUCGUGGAAGGACACGUUAGACUACUCAACGGCUACCAUGGAAUGUGCAGUCCAGUAUGAGAAGAUGAUCAAUGAAUUCUUCUUAAAUGUGAAGGAUAUCAUUAACAACUCACCCAAGAGCGGCUGUGAAGCUUUCCAUAAAUGGACAACUCCUGAAAUAACACUCAACCAACAAUACCUGGAGUGCCAAGAGAAAGUGCACUGUGCCCUCUGUGACUCGAUAGAUACCAAGUCGGCGCUGGAUGCAAUGCGUACUGUUGUCACUCAGUGCAAUGUCUAUGUACAAGAACGAAGAGCAGCGAAGGAGAGCCCCAACGCUUUCUUGCUCGGAUCCGUUGCGAAGUACAUCACCAAGAUGUUCAAGAUAUUUGGAGCAAUAGAAGGAGAUGAUCCACUUGGUUUUCCAGUCGGGGGAGCCUCAGAAAGCAGUAAUGUUGAGGAAACAGUGUUACCGUACCUCAAAGUGUUGGCUGAAUUCAGACAGACAAUCAGACAGAAAGCAAGGGCUCUCAAAGCCACUGAGAUGCUGCAGGUGUGUGAUGCCUUGAGAGACGAUGUCCUACCAGAACUUGGGGUCAGGCUUGAGGAUAGGGAAGGAGAGAACUCGGUAGUGAAGCUGGUCGGCAGGGAUGUCUUGAUGAAAGAGAAAGAAUUCGCCAGACAGCAAGCUGAGGAGAAGAGGAGAAAGAAGGAGGAAGCCAAGAAGAGGGAGCAAGAAAAACAAGCAGCCAAAGAAGCGCAAGCGAGGAUACCACCUCAAGAGAUGUUCAGAAAAGAGACUGAUAAAUAUUCACAAUUUAAUGAACAGGGCAUUCCGACUCACGACGCAGAGGGCAAACCACUAAGCGGCAAGCAGAUCAAGAAACUCACAAAGCUUUACCAAGCUCAAGAGAAACUCUACAACCAGUUCAAUGAAAAUUGAUGAAGUCACCAGGGGGUUGGCUCUGGGACAAAUUACAGUAGGGAGUCAGAUAAAUGAAAGUACACAUAACUCUGCCCAAGUUGAAUCUCUUUGGACCAGAAAAACUUGUUCGACUUACAAGAGGUACAACAUGCGUUUUGAUCAAUCUGGUCUUCGGCAGAGUUAACUGUAGUUGCAGUACACACUGAUCUAAUGAGAAAAUCUGUAAAACCAAGAUUGUCACUAUAUCAUCGUGGAUCUUAAUCUGGUACAGUUACAUAAACUGAACUUUUUGAAAGCAUGAAGUCUACGGGUAAGCUGGAAAGAGAUCACAUAGUAGAUUGGCAACACAGAUAAGCACAUGUGGGACAGUGUAUUAUUAAUGCUAGGAAAAGUACCUGAUAUUUCGCUUGAAUCCUCUAUUUUAUAUUCUCAACAAUGACAAAUUUUCUUCCAGAAACCUUUGGCAAAUAUUUUUCAUUGUUUAUGCAAGCAGACACUUGGGUGGUCAUUUCAUUGGAUUCUGUAUACAAAUGAUGAAUGAACAUGAGUUCAUUCUGCGAUCUAUCUUCGCUCGAGUUGAGGCUCUGUUAAACUCAUUGCACAAAACCAUUACUAGGCUGAGUGCGAUGAGUUGAACACAGCCUCAACGAGAGUGGAUAGGUCCCAUAAUGCACGAAUGAAGACAUGCAUCAUUUGGUUUAUACAACUCUCCUAGAUCGUAUUAUUUGACAAAAUAGAAGACAAUAAAAAAAGAAGAUGGAAUUAAAAUAUAUUGGCCUUUGUCUGGCAACUCAUAUUCUCUGAUUAAGCGAUUAUUUUCCCCAUGUAUGAAAGCAGUAUAAUUGCUAUCAUUUUUUGUGACACGCUUUGAUUCAUGAAUCUAAAUGCACACGGUCGAGUCAGUCUUGCUGAUGCGCUUUAUUUACUUUGAUGCGCGCAAACACGCAUACAAAAUGUCCACACACACACAUGCUUAGUGGUAGACACUGAGGGAGAGGGCUCAACCCUGCAAUGGGAAAUUUUUAAAAAAUGCAUGGUCGCCUACUCGCCAUGCAUUGGAAAAUAAAAUUUGCAUGCAGCACACAAUGGAUCAAAUAUUGGAUGGCUUUUAACCAAUCAGACGACUAGAAUCUUUGUAUGAGUUAUAUAAUCUGAAAUAUUUCCUUGACUUGCGCAAAUAUUCAACUAACUAGUCCGUAUUCUGAAGUCGGGUAUAACUUAAACUCGGGUUUAAAGUUGUGGUUUAAGUAUGGAUAGCCAAACGUAACAUAAAUCACUAGCAGAAGAGAUAUCAUAUUUCAGCUCAUUUGGAUCUCAAAUCAUUCAUAAUUGUCUAGGAAGUAUAAAUAAACGAUCGUCUUUACCAUCGAUGGAUCAGGAAAGAGCACAGUAAACGUAAGAAACAUACAACUUAAUAAAAAUGUUGACACUUUUGGCUCCCCAUAAUUUUAGCCCAGAGUUAGACCAUGGUGUAAGUUGAACCCGACUUUGGAAUACCGGCCACUGUCAACUUAUGCAGGUUAACCACGCCAUGCUCAGUGGCUGUACACUAGUUAAUACUCCUAUCUACACUAAGCCACGACAUUUAGUCACUCAUUGUCAACAUGUGCAUAAGGGAGGUUCUUUCAUUAUUUAUUUUUUUGUCGUCGUUAUUCUGUCUCUGUUCACAGGGAAUAUUUUAUUUCUUUCCUGGCUGUACAAUAUUGUUUUUCAUGUUAAAUGGAUGGUCCAGGCUGGAGAUAUUUAUAUCUGACUAAAUAAAUUCACAAAGCAAAAUGCUGAAAAUUUGAUCAAAAUCGAAUAACAAUAGGAAAGUUAUUGAAUUUUAAAGAUUUGCAAUAUUCCGUUGAAACAGUUCUAAGCAUGUCUUUAUGUACGAUUUCAUGUAACGUAAGAAAAAGGAAAGUGGGAAUGUGACAUCAGCCCACUUAAUGAAUAUUCAUGACGAUGUGCAUACACAUAUUUUCACAAAAUAUUGAUAAACUUUAAAAUUCAAUUACUUUGCUAUUUGUUAUCCUAUUUUUAUGAAAUUUUCAGCAUUUUGCUCUGUGAAUUUUACUCCAUUUAUUUAGCUAUAUAUUUCCAGCCCAGACCAUCCCUUUAAGACAAAAUAUUAUAUACAGUGGUGCUCAAAAGUUAGUGAACCCCACCAAAAAAUAAACAUAUUUCAAUAAAGUUUUAACGAUCUGCCAUGUAAAUUUAGAUUAAUUGUGAGGUCCGAUGAUAAAAAUGUUACAUUCAAUACAGUUUGUUUUUCUUGGCUAGCCGAAUAUUGUAGCGUUGUUGUCUACAUUCAACACUCGGCAUGAAGGCGUGCGUUUUGUGGUGGGGUUCACUAUAAACUUGAGCACAACUGCACAUGUAAAUUAUAUGUAUUUACUAUUUAGAUAAUUUCAUGAAUACAGAGUAUCAUCAUCAUCGAAUAAUCAAAGUAAUAAAAGACAUGAAACCAAAUAA
Messenger RNA from Lytechinus pictus (painted urchin), 5134 nucleotides. RefSeq names its product cysteine--tRNA ligase, cytoplasmic-like. Gene Ontology annotation, biological process: cysteinyl-tRNA aminoacylation. Gene Ontology annotation, cellular component: cytoplasm. Lineage: Eukaryota; Metazoa; Echinodermata; Echinoidea; Temnopleuroida; Toxopneustidae. The transcript has 16 exons. The record is from RefSeq and is a predicted model, not a curated record. Gene Ontology annotation, molecular function: ATP binding; cysteine-tRNA ligase activity. The coding region runs from base 506 to 2695 and encodes 729 amino acids.